Messenger RNA from Clarias gariepinus (North African catfish), 1794 nucleotides. It is a transcript of the gene myoz3a, whose product is annotated as myozenin 3a. Gene Ontology annotation, cellular component: Z disc; actin cytoskeleton. The record is from RefSeq and is a predicted model, not a curated record. Gene Ontology annotation, molecular function: FATZ binding; telethonin binding; actin binding. The coding region runs from base 113 to 877 and encodes 254 amino acids. Lineage: Eukaryota; Metazoa; Chordata; Actinopteri; Siluriformes; Clariidae. The transcript has 6 exons.
CCUGUCUGUGUCUAUACAAACCCUCUGGAGCAUAAGAUCCAGACAGACCUCGAGCAACGUCUCAGUGCCCAGCCUUCCCCUAAACUCUACACUCAUACACAGAGGGGAGAGGAUGCAGACUGCAAACAACAACUUGAGCAAACAAUGGCAGCAACAAGCAUGGGCACUGAGCAGAGAAGCUCGAGGAGAGGGCCUGAGACUAGGGAAAAAGGUCAGCGUACCAAAGGAUGUAAUGAUCGAGGAGCUUAACCUGCCAUCUAACAGAGGUUCCAGGAUGUUCCAAGAGAGGCAAAAAAGAGUCGAAAAAUACACGGUGGAGAACGCAGCAGAAGCGCCUGCCAUCAUAUAUGAUGGCCUGAAUCAGAAGCAGACCCAGAGCCAGUUCCAGACACCAUCACAGGCCCAUGGAGGGAAGGAGAACCCGACAUACCCCGUAGCCGGUAAACAUAAUCUGGUUACCACUCUGAUGGAAUCUGUCUCCAAGAAAGGCAGCCCAAGCGUCAUUGCCCCAGGAUACACUGGCCCUUUGAAAGAGCUUCCUCGUGAAAAGUUCAAUAUUACAGUAAUCCCCAAAUCCUAUUGCUCACCAUGGAGUGAGGCGCUGAGAGGCAACGAGGAGCUACUCUCCUCCCUAUACCACCAGCUUCCUCCACCAGAGAAACUUCCACCCGCAAACUACAGAUGCUUCAACAGAGUUGCGAUGCCAUUUGGGGGCCCUAUUCACAGUAAGAGAGUUAUUUCCACCAUCAGCUUUGAAGCAGCGGAGCCACAGAAUUUGCCAGGAUCCACAGUGGACAGGAUAAUCAAACGGCCCAACUUCAACAGAGCACCUCGCGGCUGGGCCACUGGUUAUUUACCUGAGUCUAAUGAACUUUGAGUCCAUCGGUGGCCCAUUAGACUAAAGUUAAUUUAAGGCUGAGAGCGUAUAGCAUUUGCUGUUCUGGUGCUUUUUGAUAGACAUAGACAAUAAGCCCAGGUUUGCUGCAGAUGAAGAUAUAUCAGAUUUUAACCAUGGCUAAUCAUGUCAUAAAGCUAGAAAUGGGAUGCUAGCAGAGGUAAUAUAAGUUUUUUGAGAGAAAGCUUGAAACUAUGUUGUAGGCAGUAACUGUAGCCUAAAAGACGAAUGCACUGUUAUGUAACAAACUAUAUUAAUUUAUUCAAACUUUCCUGAUGCAAAUCUAUGAGGGAAUAUGAUUUUCAGUAAAACACUGUAUCAUUUUGUCCUUUAUCAUUAACAUGCAUCUUUAUCCUUUACAUGUAAUCUUUACCAGCGUCAAAGAUUUCAUUUGUAAUUAUAAUUAAGUUGAUUUUUUUAAACUGAAACUUUUGCAUCUACAUGUUGUACUUAAUUGAAUGCUUUCCUACAUUACCCAUAAUGCCACAGACUUCCUGCUGAUAAUGGUACAACCUAAAGAGAGCCACAUAGCAAAACUUUAAUCCUUCAGUCUGUCCAGCACUCCUGCAUCCUUUCUCGGUCAAUCUGAUAAAACAGAUGCUUCCAAAGCUGUAACUUUUGCCAUAUUUUAGAUUGUGCAUUAGCUGAGUCUCUACUGUAACAAUUAUGUCAUAUAAGUGCAUUGCAUUCUGAAAACUUUGAGUGCAGCAAUAUGCCACCUGCACUGAUUGUACACUGGAUUUUUCAUUGAUAUGACAUUAACGUUGCUAUAAAAUGAUGAGUGAGGAAAACAAAUUUCCUCUUUAGUUUUUUUUUAAGAUCAAAAUCUGACUGUUAUGUAAUCAGGCUGGACAUUGAUGAAAACUAUUCUCCUAUUAAACACUAUUGUAACUACCCUA